Messenger RNA from Momordica charantia (bitter melon), 1192 nucleotides. RefSeq names its product 2-oxoglutarate (2OG) and Fe(II)-dependent oxygenase superfamily protein. Gene Ontology annotation, cellular component: endoplasmic reticulum. NCBI's taxonomy places the organism in Eukaryota, Viridiplantae, Streptophyta, Magnoliopsida, Cucurbitales, Cucurbitaceae. Gene Ontology annotation, molecular function: L-ascorbic acid binding; iron ion binding; procollagen-proline 4-dioxygenase activity. The record is from RefSeq and is a predicted model, not a curated record. Gene Ontology annotation, biological process: peptidyl-proline hydroxylation to 4-hydroxy-L-proline.
CUUCAUGGUCGAGAAAUAGAGUGAUGGGAUGAUUUUUGAUGGCGGAAACACAGGGGAAGAAGAGAAAAAUGGCGGGUAGAAGAGGGGAGGGGGAUUCCAAGAAAACAACCCCAACAACGAAUUGGCCAGCCAUUAAACCCAAGCAGAAUCUUCAGAUCGUCCGCCUCAAAGAAAAUGAUCUCUUCACGGUGCCAAGUUUUCUCACAUCUGUUGAGUCAAAAGGAUUCAUCACGAUUGCAGAAUCGAUGGGUUUUGUUCAUCAGGGGAGCCUUGGUCCCACGAAAGGAGAAGCUUUCAGAGAUAAUGAUCGGAUCUCGGUGAAUGAUCCCGAUUUAGCAGACACCAUUUGGCGUUCGGGACUUGAUAAACUAUUUGCUGAUAUUAAAAUACGGGGAAAAGUUGCUGUUGGGUUGAAUCCAAAUAUCAGAUUUUACAGAUACAAUGUUGGUCAACGCUUCGGACGCCAUAUUGAUGAAAGUGUUGAUCUUGGAGGGGGAAAGCGCACAUAUUACACUUUGUUAAUAUAUUUAAGUGGAGGUUCUAAAGGCAAAACAAAAAACGAUACCAACGAUUCAAAAGGUCCUUCUUCCGAGCCUCUGGUUGGAGGGGAAACCGUUUUCUAUGGUUCAAGGAAUGGCGUUGUGGCCGAGGUGGCUCCUACUGAAGGGAUGGCUCUCCUGCACCUUCAUGGGGACAAGUGUUUGUUGCAUGAAGCUCGCAAUGUUACGAAGGGUAUCAAAUACAUUUUCCGUUCAGAUGUCACAUUUUGUUGAUGAUAAGUUUAGGUUGGAGGUCUGCUCGACAGAAAAUCAUUGGAAUUACCUAAAUGUGAUUAAGAUGUGCUAUUGACUUGGUUGUUUAUAUCUCUUGGGAUGUCGUGACAACCAAAAACAGGUCUCUAAGGUAGCCUCAUUUUAUUCAAUGACUAAACAACACAUUUUAUUUGUUACCCGAGCUCAUCUAUGGCCGAUUUUUUGGGGCUGGGCUGGUUCCUAAAUAGCUCAAGAAAGUCAGUGUAUCUCUGGUGAAAUGGAGUUCUUAGUUUCAUAAGUUGUACUACAAGGCGACUAGACGACAUUCUACUUGCAUAUGUGAUAUGCCACUCUGAUAUGUAUUGUUAUGUUUACAUUCCUCGCAGUUGUGUUCUGACCAAAGGAAUUUAAUUUUAUAAACUUGAUUUUUUAUUUUUUAA